UCUACUCGCGCAUUUUACUUAAUUCGCAACACCACAACGGCAACAAAUAGAUAAACGUGUAUUUCGUUCGACUCGCAAAACAUUCCGCUUAUCUAUAGACGUCUAGAAAACAUAUCUUUCGUCGUACGCACGCACGUACACUUCAGCGUCCUCGACUCGUGGUCGUGGACAUCGGGUCAUGAAGGUUACAUAAAUAAAAAUAGGAACCGCUUCCUGCUUCCUGCCAUUCUGUCCGCUUCGGAAUGGUAAAACACUUCCAAAAGGAAAUCAAAAUCCCGUGAGCUACAGUACGGACGGCGAUGAAAGUGUUCUCAUGACGAUUGACAGCGUCCCCGGCAUCAUCCGUCCAUCGGAAGGUUGUCUGUGGUCUGUGGUGGCGGACAUUUGACCCGUGUCGCGUUUCAGCGUGCCUGUGUGGAGUGGUCAGAGUGUGUAGCGAAGGGGUCGAAUAUUAUCUUUAAUCACCGGGUUCAAUUCAUUCUUGCCUUCCGAAAUGCCCACACCCGAUGCGUGGUGCCAAGUGCUGUGAUCCGCGCUACCCGUAGCGUUAGAGUGUAGUAGAGUUAAGAAAAGUUUAGACGGCACGCAGCAGGAGACCGAACCGACUAGCCGUCGUGAUAAAGCAAACGUAAAACAUCAAAUGUAUUCCGGCCAUGAAUAGCAAUACGAUAAAGAUGAACGGCGACCAGAAAAAUGAAUCGUUCAAGCUACUGCAGCUAUCCGAUGACUCCAAGAGUCUUUCCGAUCUCGAGCUGGCGGAGGUGGUAUCGCAAAGAAAGCGUAAAGUUCGCAGAAAAACACGCCAACGGACAUCGUCAUACCGGGGGGAUGAUGAACGAAGCUUAGCCGGCCGGAGCGGUCAGAUUGAUUGUAAAAAUUUCAGCAUCUGGCUAGCGGUGGCAAUGACCGUGCUGUGGUUGUUCAUAAUUUCCUACGUCACUUCCGUCAUACAUGGUGAAAACCAUCGCCUUGAGCUUGCCCUACAGAAAGUUUCAGCAACUAGUCAAAAUGUUCCAGAUGCACUGCAGAAAUGGCAUGAAACGUCCAAAAACUUGGAACAAAAUCAAACAGCACUCAAUGGCAAGCUACGAGAAAUGCAGCAAGUACUCACAAACUUCUUUGCCGAGCUCAAACAACUCCGGGAGACGAUCGACAAGAAGAACGAAAACUCACAAGAAGCACAGCUUAAUCGCUUGCAGUCGAGUGUGGCCGACCUGGGCUCCAACAUAGGGGAUUCGAAUUCACGUAUCGGGUUGCUCGAAACACGCUUCGAUACGAUACAGGCCGAUCAGAAGCAGCUAAACAAAACGCUCGAAGAUCUCCAGAAACUAUUCAGUCGCAUUCAGAACAGUACCGUCGUUACGGAUAUUAUCGGUGGGGAUGGCAUGGCGAAGGGUAUGGAAAAAACGAUAGCCGAGCUGCGUGAUCAGCUUACCGGGCAGCUAAACAAUCUCGCCCAAAACGUAACCGGUGAGCUGCAGGUGUUAAAGCAGAAAAAUCUGUGGCUCGAAUCGGACCUGAGCAAUCAGACGAAGCGCAUCGAGCAGCUGUUUGAUAACACGGUGAACAUAUCCUCGCACGUACUAUCGAUCGAGGCCGUUUGGCUGGAGGCACGCAACAACGCAAGUGUGCUCGAGGCGGAUCGCAAGAUCAUUAACGAGCAGCUAGGCGCACUGGCGAACGUAACAACCGGUCUGCACGGUACGAUCGAAAAGGUGCAGGAAGAGUGCCAGCAGUAUCACAGCAAGCUCGACGAGGUCAGAGGGAAGCUCGGUGAGCUGCAGGACCAAAUACAGCAGAACGCGGCUAGGAAGGAAGCAUCGUUACAUCGAGCAGGCGAAUCAAACGGAACGGAACAGGUGAAGAAUGAUAAUUUGCCGCCCAAUUUAUCGCAAUUUUUCGAUGAACAACAAACAGCCAGUACGGCUGGUGCACGCACUUCUGCUCCGCCCAAACCGACCGCUGCUGCAUCGUCCAGCACCAGCACAACGAGUACUACAACAGCACCGCUGACUAAGCUGCUGUAUCCUGGUACGCUGGUGCAACAGUUAUCCACCACACCGCAACCAGCCAGUACCAAAAUGGCAGACGUGGCAGCACCCGCAAGUGGAAACACCAUGAGCAAAAAAUCUGAUGGACCUUUCGAUUCCGUAAUGUAAGCACGGGGUAGUGAUGAAAGUUUUAAUUUUGACGAUCCAUCAAUAUUGGAAAGAAAAUGUAAGAUUUCUUAGCAUGUCGAUGUUGUUGUGGUGAAUGCAAAUAACGUCCGGCAACGAAGUUGGCGCUACGUUCAUUGUAACGUAGCGGAUAACACCAACAUACAGCGCAUACACUCACUUUGCUUGAUGAAAGGAAGGUAAACCAAAGUUUUAAAUAGGACGGAUUGUGAGCGUAUAAGUAAGAAAGCAGAAUGUAUGCGAUAGCAAAGAGCUGAAACGAAAAUGACAACGUUGAUGGUUGAAACAUGGAAGGACAGGAAACUAUGAUAGAGUACUGAUGCAAGCUUAAUAGAGUAACAAAACCAAACAGUGUGAUUAAACGAGAAUCGAGAACGAAGGUAGAAAACUUGUAGCGGCAGCUUAACAAUGAUGGUAACGAGAGAAAAGAGAUAGAGAGAAAACAGCAUUGUCAACAAUAACACAACAAAACGUACCACAGAAGGAAAUUACUCAACAUACUGUUUGGAAGUUAAACAUUUCUUUUUGGUUUGAUUUACAAUUUUGCACUAAUUAGAAACACAAGUGUAGAGACAAAAGACACAACACACACGGUAAAAUGGUAUGUGUUAUUGAGCAAUCAAAUAAUAAGUCUAAUUUUCAACGCAUAUAGUAAAUAUCAAAUCAAAAUCGAAGAGUUUAAAGUGUGAAUGAAGAACGAUUGAAACCCAUUGAAUCCAGCAAAGAAAUUACACACAUCGAACAUGUCACGGACAUAUAAUAGUGGAAACAUAGAUUCUUAUGCACAUUUCCUCCAUAGUAGGGGUUUGUUUUCUAACGGAUCACACCACAUUUUUCUUACGCAAAUGUAGUUUUUCGCAAUUGAAAACAAUACACCACGAACGAACGAAAUCAACACAUUUGUUUAUGUUUACACACAUUACGAACGUUAGAGGAUGAUUCCCUUUAUUCGAUGGCGUGGUAAAAGUUGAGACAAAACGUUAACGACUGUUAAGCCAAAUCACUCACACACACACACGUACAUAUGAAACAUCAUACUUUCAGUACCUUACAAAAUUAUACAUUUGAUGAAACCAAAAGAAAACGUUUAUUCGUAGUAAAAAAAAACAUGGGAGGAUAAAACGUUAAAACCCUGCGUGGUGCGAGGC
Molecule: messenger RNA, 3325 nt
Organism: Anopheles moucheti
Lineage: Eukaryota; Metazoa; Arthropoda; Insecta; Diptera; Culicidae
Exons: 6
Coding region: 654-2159 (501 amino acids)
Source: RefSeq, a predicted model, not a curated record